AUGGCCAUUACGGGCGUUGUCUAUGGAGUGACUGUCCUGGCCGUCCUGCUUUAUGGCUCUGAGAGUUGGACCGUUAGGCAGCGUGAUGUCCGUCGCCUGGAAUCCUUUCAUCUGCAGUGCGUGCGUUCCAUCCUGAAGGUCAAUCGUGGCUGGCAGAUAGAGGAGCACAUCUCCUCUCUCCAGGUGUGCAAGAUGUGGGGCGAUAUGAAGGAGAUCGCGGAUAAAGUCAAAGUCUGCCGACUUCGAUGGCUUGGCCACGUGUCCCGCAUGCAGGAUCGAAUCCCUCGUCAGCUGCUGUACGGCUCGUUACCGUCCAAACGUCCACCGCAUGGACCCCAUAAGCGCUGGAAGGACUCCGCAAAGUGCGAUUUGAUGGCUGCUGGCGUUCCUCUGGAGCAUCUUGGUGACAUCGUCCAAGAUCGACAGGGAUAG
Molecule: messenger RNA, 432 nt
Organism: Sycon ciliatum
Lineage: Eukaryota; Metazoa; Porifera; Calcarea; Leucosolenida; Sycettidae
Exons: 1
Coding region: 1-432 (143 amino acids)
Source: RefSeq, a predicted model, not a curated record